Messenger RNA from Funneliformis mosseae, 1002 nucleotides. The record is from the annotation of a GenBank genome assembly. NCBI's taxonomy places the organism in Eukaryota, Fungi, Glomeromycota, Glomeromycetes, Glomerales, Glomeraceae.
AUGACUAAAAAACAUCAACGAAAAACUGAAGAAGCUGAAAGUGAGAGUACUUCAGAGACUUCACGAAAAGCUUCAAAAAAACAAAAAACUGUAGUUGCACCUGCACGGCAUUCUGAACAUCUCCCUUCUGAUGCAUCUAAAUUCACAGAAAAAGAUAUUGUGGCACUUAAUGCGACCUUCAAACCGGCAGACGAGGAUGAGAUUAUCAUGCCUGAUGUUGAAGUCACGGACCCUCCGAGUCAAUACCUUCUCCCAGACAUCGGUCGUGAUGUUCUCGAAAAGCAAAAUUUUGAUAUUCGGAUGCUUAAUACUACAGAUAAAUUUGUAAAACAGUUCUUUUGGUCUCUAAACAGAGUUGUCGUGAAUUCAGGUCUUGACAUAGGAACGGUGGAAUCUAAGACCGACUCAUUAGUAAACCAUCUAUUAACUCGCGCACUUGGAUUCGAUGGAUGGCCAUUUGGUGUUAGAAUAAAAGAAAACUACAAGCUGGCCAUUGAUGAUAAGAAAGUGUCUGCAAGUCCUGAUUUUGUAGUGGAUAUGGGUGGAAUUACUAUUUUAGUAACAGAGGAUAAACAUUUGAAAAGGGUUUCGUUACCUGACUAUGGUGAAGCGCAAAUACUUGCUGAGUUACUCGCUUGUGGAUGGGAAAAUAUGAAUCGAUCUUGGUCUGGGAAAUAUAUCGAUCAGACUAUUUAUGCAAUCCGUUUCAUCUCUUCAUAUGUGACAUUUUACAAAGCUGAGAUUCCUAAAGCAUAUUGGAAAGAACUCAGGAGAGGCUUACCGCAUAAGCAAUCAAUUGAGAUCUUAAGAUGGCCGGGGGAAAAUACAAAAGAAUCUGGUCUAGAUUUAGCAGUUGCUGAAGAUAGGGAUAUAAUAUUCGAAGCUUUAACUAAACUUCGUGAAUAUUUUCUUUCAUUCGACUCCUCCACUACCACUUUUACCAAUGCUUCCUCCUCCACUACCAGCGCCACAGCACCUGCGGAACAGAGUAGCAAGAGUUAA